GGUUAAAAGCCGUGACAUUUUGUGCCUAUGUGAUUUUCACCAUAUUGGCGCCGAUGGUUGCGUUUGUCAUCGGUGUUGGAAACUCAAACUAAUCCUCACACAAAUAGAAUUGUUAGUUUGCAGUAACUUCAACUGGGGCUUUCGUGUGGAUCCCAACUAAAUCUUUGACUGUAAAGUAGCGACCUAUCCAUAGAAUAUCAGUGGUUGGGUGAUCAGAACCAAUUCAAAAAUUUACUUCAGUAAAUUACAGUUUAUCAUUAACAUUUUCGAGCUGCUGUAAUUAAGAUAUAGUCAUAGUGCGUGUUGCAGACUUUAGAAAUAUUUGUUUGCUUACUUCUUUUGGAUUGUGUGCGCACAAUUAAUUUUGUAUUAAAUUUUCACUUGUCACUUGUUACUACGUUUAACUUCGAAGGCCACCUAAAAACCAAAUCGAGAUCUUAGACGAAGAAUCUACCAGACAAUGAGUGAUUCCGCAUUGAAGCUGUCGCAUAUAUUCUGGGAGGCGGGUGCGGCAUUUGGCAAGCUGUCGGAGUUGACCCGGGACAUGCACAACUUGAAUGAUAACCAGACAAGAUGGAACGAGGAGGAGGUGGAGAUGCUGCGUGCUUGCGUCCACCGCUUUGCCAUUGAUCUGCACCAGCUCAGUCUGCACAUUAAAAGCAAAACUAUUGAGCAAAUCAAAAGAACUUUAAGGAAGAAGGCAUUUGAAGAUGCUGGCAUUCCUCUGCCAGAGACUAACGCUCCUUCUGAGUCUGAGCCGGAGCCCGCCUCCACUGCCAGCACAGAGCCCAGCGACUUCUCCUCGGAAUCUGAGAGGUGGACAGGCAGCAGCGAGGAGGAGGAGGCAUCAUCCUAAGUCAUCUGCCAUGCCAUCUGUACCAUCUCUCUCUCUGUUUCUGUAUCUCAUGGUUUACUUUCCCAUGUUAAUUUAUAUUUUAAGUUAAAUAUAUAGCUCUAAGUGAUUAUGUGAAUUAUAUUCAAUGUAAAAGUAAGUUAGGAAAGGUUUCUUUACCUUCAUUAAAUAAGAGUUGAAUUAUUUAAAUAUGGUCUCAUAUACAAUAAUGAUUUAGCAGACGUUGUCUGAGCUGAAGUGAGGCGCGCUGCGUCACUCGGCUCCGGCGACCUCAUGCAAACUAUGUACAUUCCACUUCACUCCUCCAAUGUCUAGUCUCCAAUGUAACCAAUUAUUUAUUUAGUUAUUAAGUAACAUGUGGAUAAAAGUUCACCGACACAGCUCUUCUCUCCCGCGCAGCCAACGCACAACUUUAUCUCUUACAGUGAGGUCUCAUAAAAGAUGUAUUAUUAUAUUUUUCAAAUAUCUUGGUGGGCCAAAGUGAAGCGGUAUGCUACACACCUACACACCGAGAGUUGUGUUCUGCGCAGUGACCAUCCAAGAUAUAGGAAAGCUAUAGUAACAAUAAAAAUGAUUUUCUAAUAGUUAUUUUGCCUAACCUGUAGAGUACAUUUACAUCAAGUACCAAAAGAGGACGAAGAGAGAGCGUUGAACGUGUGUCUGUUCAGUUUAGUUUAGUUGCGGCACAUCCGCACCUUGUUGGUGUGCGCCAUGUUCCUGUCUUUGUUGCUUGCGGGCCGCCUCUGUUUUUAUUUUAAGUUAAUGCAUUAUUUGAUCGUGUCAUUUUACACUUUUACUAAACUCUCCAUUAUAUGUAAAAAUUUAUUUUAACUUACAAAAAUGUUUAUCUACUUUUUGUCAUUUGAUUUUAUU
This is a messenger RNA of Papilio xuthus (Asian swallowtail), 1726 nucleotides long. Its product is annotated as chromatin complexes subunit BAP18. Bases 461 to 856 code for a protein of 131 amino acids. The transcript is spliced from 5 exons. Lineage: Eukaryota; Metazoa; Arthropoda; Insecta; Lepidoptera; Papilionidae. Gene Ontology annotation, cellular component: MLL1 complex; NURF complex. The record is from RefSeq and is a predicted model, not a curated record.